CUGCUGUUUGAGUUUGUCGGAAUUUCUUUUUAUAAAUUAAUAAUAACUCUAUCCAUCCUGAAGGACAUAAAAUAGAAAAUUAAACUAUAUAAAAAUGAUUUUUCUUCUGCUUUUAACUCUAAAUUCCUUCUCCGAUCUCGUAUGGGCUACAGCAUCGUAUGAUAAUAUAGGACCAACAUUCAGUUUAGAACCACCAACGCGAUUUGAUUUCACAAACACACUCGGUUCACGUCUUGACUGCUCAGCGAGUGGAAUACCGACACCAAAUAUUGAAUGGUUCGAUAACGAAAAUAAUCCCGUCAAUUCUAUUGCAAAUAUUCGUCACAUAUUUCCAAAUGGAUCAAUUUACUUUCCACCAUUUCAAGGCGAGAGUUUUCGUCAAGAUGUUCAUUGGUCGACGUACAAAUGUGUAGCUGUAAAUUCUGUAGGUACAAUAGUCUCGAGAGAUGUUUUUGUUAAAGCAGUUAUUCAUCAACGUUACGAUUUAGAAGUACAAAAUCCUGGUGGAUUUAUAGGGAGCAAUGUUAUCAUAAAGUGCAUUAUUCCCCAAUUUGUAAAAGACUAUGUUCGUGUGACAUCGUGGCUUGAAGAGCCUUUGUAUAAUAUAUAUCCAACGCUGGAAGGGGAUUCGAAAUUCCACAUGCUUCCAACCGGUGAAUUAGUCGUUAUAAACGUCACACAGUAUGAUGCACAAAAAGCAUUUCGAUGUCGAACGCUCCACUCACUUACACAGGAUGUAGUGAUAAGCAAUAGCGUCGGACGAAUUCAAUUGACUGAAAUGAAAGAACCAGUACCACCCAUAAUGAACGAUAAAAUUAAGUAUAUUACAGUUCGACUAAAAGAGUCCGUUGUCAUUCCAUGUGUUGCUUAUGCGAACCCAAAACCAAUUUAUAGAUGGUAUUAUCGUAACAAACAUGGACGAAAUGAAUCAAUAGAGCACAUAGUAAUGACAACAUCAGGACGAUAUAAAGUAAAAGAGAGUCGAUUGAUUAUUCAGUCAAUUGAGCAGUCAGACAAUGCAAUUUUUUACUGUAUUGCCACCAAUGAACAAGGUAGUGAGACGUUGGAGAUACAAUUGAAAAUUGUAGCACCUCUUCAAGCGCACAUUCAACCGCAACGUCAGACAGUCGAUGUUGGAAAAAGUGCUGACUUAAAAUGCAUGAUAAGUGGAAUGCCGCAAGCAAACAUUUGGUGGAUAAAAGAUGGACAGCCAUUACGUACAGGUUCAAGAGUACGCAUAAUAAGUAAAGAUCAAAUUCACAUCACAUCCAUAUCAAAAGAUGACCAAGGGAUGUUUCAAUGUUUUGUGAAAAAUGAUGUUGACAUGGCACAAGGCGUUGCUGAAAUCAGUUUAGGCGAAAUUGCUCCAAUUUUACAUUAUCGAUUUAUUGAGCAGACGCUUCAGCCCGGUCCGGGUGUUUCAUUAAAAUGUACAGGGACGGGAAGUCCAACGCCCCAAAUAUCGUGGACACUCGAUGGCUUUCCACUGCCAAAUAAUGAUCGAUUGAUGAUAGGACAAUAUGUAACGUUAUCUGGUGACGUUGUAAGCCAUGUCAAUAUCACAAAUGUAAAGGCUGAAGAUGGUGGAGAAUAUUCAUGCAUUGCACGUUCACGAGCUGGACAGAGUAGUCAUUCAGCCAGAUUAAAUAUUUAUGGGACACCAUUUGUUCGUUCAAUGCCUGCAAUAUCAGCAGUAGCUGGAAAGACAUUACAAAUUAAGUGUCCUGUGGCUGGAUGGCCAAUUGAUAAAAUUAUAUGGGAAAAAAUUCCACCAAAGAUAUCACAUUUUGAAUUCUCGAAGGAGUUAAAUGUUGGAGACAGAACGAGUAUACAAUGUGUUGCAGGAACUGGAGAUCUGCCAUUAGUAUUCACCUGGCUUAAAGAUAAUGUGCCCAUAAAACAAUCAGGAGCAGGAGGUGCGAAUGACAAUAUUAAUGGAGAUUCACGUUACAAUAACGAUAAACGUCUUAAUAAUAAGGACGGUACUGACGACAAUAAUUCUAUAAUGAUAAGACAAAAUGACGAGUUUACUAGUGCAUUAAGUAUAAUCAGUAUUCGGCAGUCUCAUGCUGGUCAAUAUACGUGUCGGGUCCAGAAUGAUGCGGCAGUCGUUCAAUACGCUGCUGUACUAAAAGUCAAUGUUCCUCCUCGUAUUACACCAUUCAAUUUUGGUGAUGACAUUCAAGAAGGCAUGAGGGUUCAAACAAUGUGUACGAGUACUCAAGGAGAUCAACCUUUCAAUAUAACGUGGUAUCGAGAUGGAAAAUCACUUAGGGUUGGAGAACAAAUCGAUCCGAUAUCAUCAUCAUCAUCUUCGUCAUCGUCAUCUUUUGCUACUUUUAACUCAAUCCAUCGACAACAAUUUGAUGAAAGAACAAUUGAAAUCAAUACCAUACAAGCUCUUUCAAGUAUUCUUACGAUUCAUAACAUAACGUCACAGCAUAAUGGAAAUUAUACAUGUCAGAUAUCAAAUACAGCUGGAAGUGUCGAUUAUACUGCUGUAUUAUCAGUAUCUGUUCCACCACGAUGGAUAGUUGAACCAAAAGAUGAAAGUGCAAUUUUAGGAACUUCACUGUCAAUUACAUGUAGUGCUGAAGGUUUCCCAAAUCCUGUACUUCAAUGGAAGCAGUCGCUGGGCGAACAGUCAGGCGAUUAUCGGGAAUUAACAUACAGUGAUGCUUCAUCGGGUAUUGAAAGUUAUAGCAACGGUACGUUGAUGAUUCAUAAUGUAUCAAGAGAGCAUGAAGGAUUCUUUCUUUGUCAAGCGCACAAUGGAAUUGGAGCAGGAUUGAGUAAAUUAAUACGAUUGACAGUUCACGUCGGACCGCAUGUUAUAGUACGUAGUAAACAAGUAUCGGUGCGUAGGGGUGAAAGGAUUACAUUACGAUGUGAAGCAGAUGGCGACAAGCCAUUAGACAUCACAUGGAGAUUUAAGAAUGGUCAAAUUAUUGGAAAAUCAUAUGAUGUUCGUUACGAGAUUAAAAAGAAUGACAUGUCAAAAGGAGCUAUAUCGGAACUAACAUUAUUACAAACAGUACUGUCAGAUCGUGGAGAAUAUACCUGUGUAGCAUCAAAUCAAUUUGGGCAUGACCAUCAAGUUAUUCAUUUACAAGUUCAGGAACCACCAAGUGCACCACAAAAUAUUCAUGUGAAGGAAAUCGGAAGUCGUUCUGUGACAUUAAUGUGGAAUAAUGCAGAUAAAUAUGAAACAGUUGGCUAUGCAGAAUCACAGCCUGUAACACGAUACAUUUUGCAGCAUAAAGAGAGUCAAGAGGCAUGGCAAGAGUAUAACCAAAAAGUAAUUAGUGGAGAUAAGAAUUCAGCACAUAUUGGAAAUUUAAAACCCUCAACAAGCUAUCAUUUCAGAUUAUUUGCUGAAAAUGAUUUAGGCAUGAGUUUGGCAAGUGAAGCUUUACAUAUACAAACUGACCCAGAAAAUCCCGGUGGUCCACCUCUAAAAGUUAAUGUCGAAGCAAUUGGAUCAACACAGCUUUUAGUGACAUGGCGACCGCCUGAACGUGAUGUAUGGAAUGGAGAAAUUUUAGGAUAUGCAAUUGGUUUCCAUAAAUCUGAGAGCAUAGAUCAAUCGUAUAAUUAUAGUCGAAUGGGAACAUCGGGCGUUGACGGAAUUCAUGAAUUUCGGUUGACAGGUUUGGAUAAAUAUACAUCGUACAAUGUAAAUGUAUUAGCAUUCAAUGCCAAAGGCGAUGGUCCACCAUCAAAAGCAAUUAAAAUACAAACACUUGAAGAUGUGCCAAGUGCACCUCCCCAAAAAGUUCACUGUUCAGGUUUAACAGCACAAAAUAUUCAAAUUAAUUGGCAACCGCCUCCAGCAAAGCAUAUUCAUGGUGAGAUUCAAGGCUAUAAAGUAUUAUACGAGCCGAGUAAUAUCCUUAAUGAGUAUACAAAUCGUGAGACAAAAGUUACGACUUCUCUCAGUACAGUGUUGCAUGGCCUUCAGCCAUUUACAAAUUAUUCUGUACAGUUGCAAGCAUUCACUCGUGCAGGCGAGGGUGUUGGUAGCUCACAAUUAAUUUGUCGAACCGAGGAAUCAACACCGGAUGCUCCUGAAAAAAUCAAAGCUUUAACAACAGGCGAGAAUUCUGUAAUAAUAAGCUGGUUACCACCACGACGUCCCAAUGGAGUUCUAUCUCUAUUUACAAUUUUUAUACGCGUGCUUGAAAAAGGACAGGAACAAAAAAUUCUAAAAUAUACAUUGCCAGCACAAAAUCAUCACUAUGAAGCAAAAAAUCUUAAUUCACGAGAGAGUUAUGAGGCAUGGGUUACAGCAUCAACAAAAUUGGGUUCCGGACCAUCAACUACAGUUGUGAAACUUUAUCCAUCGUCACAAGUUCUUCCACAAAUUGUUAGUUUUGGACAGAUUGUAACAGUUGCAUGGAAAGUUGAUGUAAAAUUGGCAUGUAUCUAUGUAGGAAAACCGAUGCCAUCGGCUGAUUGGAAUGUUGAAAAUGAACGCGCAAAACAACAUCGUUUAGAAAUUGGUGAAGACAAUACGCUUACAUUACGAAAUGUCCAGAGAAUACAUGAAAGCAAUUAUACGUGCAAUGUUCGUAACCCAUCGGGUGCUGAUAAAAUUACAUAUCAAUUGUUUGUACAAGUUCCACCAGGAGGACCAAAAUUACAAGGCUCAGCAAAUUCCCCGACAUCAGCAACAUUGCAUUGGAAUUUAUUCGAUACAGGCGGAUCACCAAUUAAAAACUAUUUGCUGACGUACCGUCGACAUUUUGGUGAAUGGCAUGAGAUUAUAAUUGAUAGACGAAGUAAUUCCUAUACACUCGAUAAUCUUCAAUGUGGAACGGAAUAUGAAUUUACAAUAGCUGCUCUCAAUAAAAUUGGAAGCGGAAGUGCAAGUGAUACUUUAACAAUAAAAACUGUCGGUGAAAAACCCGUCGCUCCACAUAUUGAUAAAUUCCUCAAAGUGAAUAUAACUUCGGUGAUGCUUGAACUUAUCGAAUGGCAAAAUGGUGGAUGUCCAAUAUUAUAUUUUACUAUUGAGUAUAAGAAACGUUAUUCGAACGAUUGGAUUAUUGUUUCUAGUAAUGUUGCAUCACAAGCACGCUUUCCAAUUGGAGAUCUGGAGCCAUCGAAUGUAUACAACUUGAGAAUACAAGCACACAAUAAUGCUGGUAACACUGUAGCUGAAUAUACAUUUGAAACAUUCAAUAUUGCCGGAGUUCCAAUGAACUCGAUUGAAAUUGCAAAUGGCAUGGAGUACGAGUCUAACGAUUUAUUCUUCAGCGAUUCACAUAUCCUUACAGUCUCAAUCAUAUCACUUUUUGCCAUCAUCUUGGCGUUAUUGGGAUUGUGUUUCUUCUUGAAAUUAUAUGGAAGAGAUAUUUUUGAGCAUGAUACGUCACGCCAACAGCAGCUUACAACGACAUAUCAACAUGGAAAGAACACAAAACUCUCCAUUUCAGAGCAUCGAGAACAGUAUUAUCAGACAGUAAGGAAACCAUCGUCACCUGGUCUUGAUAGUGCACUUGAAAGAAUACCGGAAUAUUCAGAUGAUAUCUAUCCGUAUGCGACAUUUCAUUUAAAGGAUCAAGAGAAAAGAGAUAACGCAAGUAGACAGCAAGCAGCACAGGGAAUGAUUUAUGAUUCGAGAGAAGCAAUGCAUUUAUCAAAGAAGCACAGGACGUCAAGUAGUGUAGGUGGGAUGACUGCUAUAGGCACUGGUCCACGAUCAAGAAAAAAGUCGAAAAAAUUUAAUACAGAAUCAGAAGAAUAUGAUAGUCUAAAUUCAGAUAGUGAUACUGUAAGCCGGGAGCUUGAUGCGACAAGCCGAACGGAAUCAUCAAAUUGCCUCGAUGAUACAGGACCUGUUAAUUUUACUGGUCGCACUUCAUUCAGCCCUGGGCCACGAAAGGAACGAUUAGCACUUCUUCAACGAGCACCCGUACAUCACAGUAAAUGCCCAAUGCAACAACAAAAUCGACUCAAAUGUGUCGCCGGUAGAGAAACAACAAACUUCUGAAAUUAGAAACUUUGGUGAUAAUGGAAAAUUGCAAAUAAGCGGUCGUCAUAGUAUUGAUUUAUCGGAAUCACCAACAAAAUUACUGAUAAAGUCACGUAAUAAUCCGAAAUCUCAUUAUGGUGAAUUUGGUGGUAAUGGAAAAUAUAAUGGAAACGACAGAUCACCAAAUAGUCAUAAUAGCAGUAAUAGCAAUCAUUCAUCAAAAAAAUCAUCGCUAGUAAAUGGAAAUAAAUUUUAUGGUGAUUUUCUCACCUUAACACCACGUCGUAAUAAAAUGAAUGAAUAUUUGCAAUAUCAGCAACAAUCACAUGAGCCAUAUGAUCAUAUGGCUGGACGAAAACAGCAACAGCAACAACAUUUUUAUCAGAAUAAUACUAAUGACAAUGAUAUCGACCAUGCAGAACAUAGCUAUUUAAAUUCACUUGAUACACUUAAGCUCGAUGAGGAUCACAAUAUUUUACAUUCAAAAUUAUUUUAUCAGAACGAUAGUGGCAGUGGUAAUGAAUAUGUUAUAGCAAAUAGUAAUCAGCAGAAGAAGCAGCAUGUUAUAACAACGACAAUUCCUAAUAAUAUUGUCACACCACCAAAUCAAUUUAAUGACUCAAACAUCAAUCGAUUUAUUAAACUUUAAUGAAGAAACGUAAAAAGGAAGCCAAAGAAAAAGAAGAGGAAGAAAAGAUUUUUCAUUUAAUUUCCAAGGUUUUCGCUAUAAAUGUUUAUACAUGAAUAGAAUAGUUUAUUUAAUUAUUGACAUCAACGACUAAUUAACUCAGAAAAAAAAAAUAAUCUUGAAAAUCAACAAAAAUUAAAUAAAUAAUUGGAUUCUCAAGAUAAAUAUCCUUAAGGAAUGUAAAUUUCAUUUGGUACCUUGUAAAAGUAUGGACAUUAUUGGGAUGAAGAUUUUUCUAGGAAUAGUCAGGUUGAUAGUAGGAAGCUAAGUUCUCAGGAUGCUUCCUGAGCAUUUAAUUAUGUAGUUAAAAGGUAUUAAAUUUAACACGAGUAGCAUUUUAUAGGCAAAAUUAUCAAUCUCCAUGCUGAAUUCAAAUAAAUAUUUAGCUGCGAAUGGCUAUCUUACUGGGGACUUGCUACCGAUCUAAUCACAAUUUUGUAUCCACACGCGGAUGUUCUUAAAUUUUUUUGAAUUUUUGAGCAGAGCAGUUGUUCCUUCAUACUUAAUAUCAAUAAAAAAUUUAUCAAUAUUGUUCCUUAAGUAUAGUUUCUGAUUGCUGUUGUGUCUGAGCAAAGUUAAAUCUGAGGAAUUGAGUCAUAUGUAGUAGAUUCUGCCAGUGCGAGAUUAAAGCCUCUGUGGUCGAGUGGUUAGAAAACAAACGUUAUAUUCGUGAGAACGUAGGUUCGAUUCCCAUCAUAGAUAUAUAAUAUAAUGUGUGAAGGGCCCAGCCUUUCAGCUGGAGGCACUGCGAUUCAAAUUAGAACAGAAUCUAUUGUACCACACCCUUUAGACCUACAGUUUAUAGUGGGAUCCGAACCACUUACAAGCUCUGUACAUUGCAAAGACACGAAUACGUCAUAAGACCUGAUGUACCCUGCAAUGAACCUAGUCACAAUUCGUGUGCGCAAAAUGCCGUAAGGAAGUCAUCCAGAUGCUAGUAUAUCCUUGUAUACCUAGCAACGGAGUCAGAUUCUGUGCCAAAGACCUCAAAACUACACCCAUUACACGAACCAAACCUCUCAAGCCAUUAAAUUGAGAACACUGAUUAUGGCAAGGAACAGUCGUCUUUUUGACAAGCAUUUUGUGAGUAGCUUUACAGUUUAUAACUGAAUCCGAAGCUUCACUGUCUUAGUUAACUUGGAAAGGAUCCAUAGUAUUUUGAUCAUCAGAUAUCAAAUCUGAUUCAGAAGUCUCGAACCUACAACCAUUAUUAUAAUCUCGAACCAUUUGCAAUCAUUAGAACUUUUCAAGAGGUAGAUUCACUAGUCCACCUAGUGACUUUAUCCCACUCAUGUCUAUACUAUUGUUAAAGAAUCGAAAUAAAUAAUGUAAAAGUUUACUUCUUCUACAUGAAGGAAUUUAAUUAAAGAAUCAAAUUGAACAUGAUGCACAAUUGUCUGUUUUUUAUUCAAGAGACGAAUGUUGUUUCUAAUUUAAAUGUAUAAUCAAAACAACAAUAGCAGAUCCGUUCUGAUAAAUUAAAAGAAAAUAAUUAGAAAUCAAUCUAAUUUUGAGAAUUCAAAUGAAUCACAACAGCACCCCAACCCACCCACUCGAUUGAAAAACAUUUUUUUUUCCUUUCAAUUUCAUAUCAAUUUUCAAAAUGAAAUAUGUGGGAGAUAAACCAUAAACACAUAAAUCUAAGAAUUGACUAUAUUCAAUUUCGACCACAAAAUCACAUCAAAAUAACCACAAUAAUCCGAUCAUUUAGAAGAUGUCUAAUUAAUAAGAAAUCGACAGCAACAAAAACAACAAUAACAUAUCCAAUUUUCAUAUUAUUAUAAUGAUAUCGAAAUCAUAUUACAAAGAGAUAAAGACGCAUGUCAAUCAAAAAGGAUAUCACAUUAAAAAUGUUGUUUAAAACAUCAUCUAGACUAUUUUCAUUAAUUUAAUUCAACUUUUAUACAAAUAAAUACAAAUUAAUUAAAUUAUAUUAAAUGGGGGUCAUUCACUUAUGACGUCUGACAGGGGUGUAGCUAGAAAUAUUUUCGAGGAUGAGGGAUUUGAUGUCGAUGUCAAAGUCAUAUGUAGGCAAAUCUGUCAGAGGUAAUGCAAGCUUCUUAUGGCUGAUUGGUUAAGCAUCAUAAAUAAGUAAAUAUUUUCUUUGUGAGGACUUAGGUUCGAUUCUCAAGUAUUUAUAUAGAGUGUUGUCGAUAUUACAAGCUAAUGACAUCACAAGAGAUUCGAACUGAAACUGCAUAUCCCUACUUGCUACACUCUUAACAUUCAGUAAUAAGAGAUUAGAUAUUAUCUUGCAGAUCUAUCAUUAAACGUCAAUAAUUGACCCACAAAAAAGAUGACGAUGAAUUUUCCAAAACAAAAAGUAAACGAUUUUUAUAUCCAAAAAUUACACAAUUGUUUGUGAGACGAACAUAAUCAUGAUGUUCAGAAAUCAUGAUAAAAAAGUAUAAAGACUCUGAAAAUUAUUAUUAAUAGGUAAAUGAUAAAGCACGUUACAAUGUAGGUGUCAAAUAUAUUUAUUAUUAUUAUAGAAUUUAAUAUGUGGAAUGCUAUAGAUGAUGUAAUAAUAAUACUAAGGAAUGAUUAUUAUGAUGAUAAUGAUGAUGAUGGAUAAUAAUGAAUAAGAAAUGUUGCUAGAUUGUGAAUAUUUACAAUUUACAUAUUAAAUGAUGUUGAAAAUUACUUUUUAAUUUAGUUUUAUUUUAUAAAGCUCAUUGAUAUACAUACAAAACAUGCAUAAACACAUAUAUUUACUUAAUUCUAGCUAAUUAUUGGUGAUUUUUGUGUACAAAAAUAUUUUAAACAUUAAACGGAUUUUUCAAAUUUGAACUAAGUUUGUAAAAGUUCAAAUUUGAAAAGUUUGUUAAAAAUAAGUUUUCGCAGGUCUAUCUGCAUUUCCCAUGAAACUUUAAUUAUUUAAGUAUUAAUAUAAAUUGGUUUUGUUUAUUUAAGUCAAGCAUAACUGGAUGAAUUUAAUUUCAAUAAAAAAUAACUUUGUUCAUGAAUUUUUUGCGAUGAGAAUUCAUAAGAACCAUGGCAUUAAAUAUUCACAAAUCAUCUCGAAGAAUGCUUGAUGGCAAAGUUUUAUAGCUCCCUCGUGAAUAUCCUUUAAAAGAUGUUAAUCCUUUUUAUCCUUUUUCAAUUUUACCUUAACUGAGAUGAAUAAAAGAGGGAGAGUAUUGAUAAUUCUUUAGGUGUGAGGUUCCCUUAUCGGAAACUUUGAAUAAUUUAUAGGAUCUUAAAAGUUAAGGAGGAAAAAUCACCAACAUUAAAAAAAACUUUCAAUAGCUUUUCGUGGAAAACUUAAAAGUUUUUCUUAUUUGUCAAAACAACGACCUUUUUGUCUGCUAAAGGAACCACUUAAAGCAUCACAUUCUGAGCUGUGACAUGAAAUUCUCAAGGUGGUACGAAAUAUCUUGACGAUAAGUAUUAUGGCUUUUCCAUUGAAUUUAUUCUCAAUAAUUCAUGAAGAUCAAUUUAUGUACAAUCCAAUUUUGAAAACUUCACAUCCGCUUCAUGUUUUCCUUACUUAAGAUUUACAUAGACAAUUUAUAAAGAUUGUUUUGCUUAAAUCAUUUUCGACAAUUUAAAUGGAAUUUUCGUAUUUUUUCGGAAAUACUCUUCUUUGUUUAUCUCUCAGAAGUUACAAAUGCUCUUAAAAAAUUCAACGACACAAUUUGAUAAAGUUUUGUUUUCUUAAAUUGUUGAUUAUUUUUGAGAUUUUUUUAAUUUUCAAUAUCAUGUAAAGCUUCAGGCUUCGUUAGAGCUACAAAACAUUUCAGCUUUGUUGUGCAUCUGAAGUAGAAAACAUCCGAUUAUUUACAUUGAAGUUAAUUAGUUGAAAGUAAUCAACAAAUUGAGUGUAAACAUAAAAUCCAAGAAUUGUUUUAUUUUCUAGCAGCAACUGAGAAUAAAAUUUGAUUGAAUAGAAUCAUGAGUAUGGAACUAAGAAAUCGGAUUUUUAUCAUUUUUGAUCAUUUUGAUUAUUUUAACAUCCUUAAAUGAAAAUAUUUUGUUUGAAAAGUUAAUAAAUUUGGUUUCGAAAUUAUUGAAAGUUUGAUAAACUUUUCAAAAGUUCAGAAAUAGUCAAAUCUACUUGAACUUAUAUACAACAAUAAGUCAAAAUCCUUCAGAAUUCUGGAAAAAACAAUUAAUACCGCCAAUAUUGUUCAAAA
This is a messenger RNA of Chironomus riparius, 10801 nucleotides long. The record is from the annotation of a GenBank genome assembly. NCBI's taxonomy places the organism in Eukaryota, Metazoa, Arthropoda, Insecta, Diptera, Chironomidae.